GCUUUAAACUCGGAGUUGUAACAUAAAACCGCUUUGUUUAUACACUCAACAGCUCUGUCAAUACAGUAUCAAGCACUUUAUGUCUGAUGAAAAAGUAAUUUUCAUUCAAGCAAACGGUUUUGGUAGUUGACUUCAUUCACAGUUUCAAAAGUUUUUAAAGCUGUGUUGUCGGUCACUUCAUUAACCUGUUUGGGGCGUUGCAGGUAGAUUUGCACCAGAUCAAAAGAACAACGGCUUAUGCAAGUCACGGGGCAUGGCUUUAAUGUCUAGGCCCAUGCACCUCAGAUAAAGAACAACAAACCGUUUGUAUUCAAGUUUUGAUUGCAAAGCCUGAAAGUUAAAUCAGUUUCAAGAUAAUGGUGUACCACACGGAUGCUUUCUUUCGCCAGAUAUCAUUUACAUAUGUUUAAGAUUGUGAUGGAUUUAUCUGCAGGGAAACAAUAACAAAAUUGUUUCUUCAGCAUCUUUACCGGUGACGAUAAUGUUGAAGGAUGCAUAAAUCUUUGGUUGCUUUCGUUUUGUUUUGCAGUAGUUUGUAGCUGAUCAACUCAAAGAAGAGCCCUGAGUCAUGUUUUCUUCAAAUAAAGACGAAUAAGAAGAUUGAACAUUGAAUCCUUGCUUGCAGUGAGACAAGUGAGACAAAGAUGGCUAAACCAAUUCUAACGAGCAAAAAUCUUAAAUAUUUUUUCAAAUCUGAGAGAAGACAUUGUGAUAUCAUAAACCUGAAGAUGGCCGACAGAAACUAAUAUCAGGUCUGAAACAAGACUAAGUUGCCUUCUUUCUUUCUCUGACCAGAUACACUUCCCUGAAUUGAUGCAACGUCACUCAGAAAGGCCUAAUUGCAACUCUUGGAGAAGUAACGAUAAAAAACAUCGGAUCUCAAUAAAAGGGCUCAAUCAUCAAAGAAUGAGGCAUUUCACAUUCAAACUUCGUUACUUCUUUGGAAUUGCACUCUUGAAUUGCAUUCUGGUAUCAAUAUUUCUGCGCUACUAUACUUGCAAUUUUGAAAAACGUAUUGCAACCAACAACAGUUCAGGAGAUGCGCGAAAGCCUAAGUCUGACAUUCUCCGUCGCAGUGAAAAACGCCGUUGCAAGCCAAAAAAUAACAUCGUAUUUCUCAAAACACACAAGACUGGAAGCAGUACAAUAACAAACAUCUUGAACAGAUAUGGAGAAUCUAGAGGACUGAACUUUGUGUUACCAAAGAUAGGACAAAACCGCCUUGCAUGGCCUUGGUCCUUUCAAAUGGAUUCGUUUCACCCGAUUAACGGAAGUGUACCAAACAUUCUAGCCAAUCACGCUCGAUACAACAGCAAGAUAAUGCAUAGUCUCAUGCCUAACGAUACGCUUUUUGUUACGAUUUUGCGAGAUCCCGUAACACAGUUCGAAAGUACGUUUUCGUAUAUGACACUAGACAAAAUUCUUGGAAUGGAUAAUUCAUCUGAUCCUCUGGAAAAGUUUUUCGUUGAUCCGCAGAGUGUGCUUGUGAACUAUGUCCUAACACAGGAUUUGCGAAUCAACAGCGAUCGUCUAAAAUUGAUUCGUAACGGGAUGUUUUACGAUUUAGGCCUAGAAUCGAAAGAUUUCGACAAUAGACACCGUAUUCGUGAAGCUAUUUCUCAACUUGACGGCGAAUUUGAUCUUGUGAUGAUGAAGGAGCAUUUUGACGAGUCACUUAUUUUGCUAAAGCGCUUGGCAUGCUGGGAUAUAGAUGACUUAGUAUACUUCAAUCAAAAUGAGAGACACACGAACUUUCAUCGGAAAAUACCAAGUACCUUGCAGUCGAAAAUUCGGAGAUGGAGUUACGCUGAUGUGCAGCUGUACAAUCAUUUCAACAAGACUUUCUGGAAGGUACUUAAAAGUAUGGGUCCAGAUUUUCAGGAAGAGGUUAAGUUACUUCGAUACAAAAAUACGAUAAUGAGAGAUAUUUGUCUUAGAAAAGGCAACUACACCAAAACAAUUAGUGAUGCAGCUGAUGUUAAACUUUUAAAGUUAAGAAAAGACAUUCCAUUUAUUGCGAGGACUAUGUGCGACCGAAUGACAAAAGACGAAGUUUCCUACCUUAAGGAACUGAGAGAGAUGCAAGAUCAACGCCUUGGCAAGCAAACCAAGAAAACUGGCUGGUCGUUGCUUUCUCCUAUAAACCGGCUAUUAACUUACUUGAAAAAAAGUACAAGGUAGCUUUGGAGAACUGGUUCUGGUUUCUGUAAAACUGCUUUCAACUUAAGGGCCAGUUUACAAAGUGUUCCAAGUCUUUUUUAUAAUUUUUCGAAAACGUUUUCAAUCAAUAACAGUUCGUAGCAAAUUUAGUAAAAUUCAAUAAAGUUUUCA
Molecule: messenger RNA, 2331 nt
Organism: Rhopilema esculentum
Lineage: Eukaryota; Metazoa; Cnidaria; Scyphozoa; Rhizostomeae; Rhizostomatidae
Product: galactosylceramide sulfotransferase
Biological process (GO): glycolipid biosynthetic process
Cellular component (GO): membrane
Molecular function (GO): galactosylceramide sulfotransferase activity
Source: RefSeq, a predicted model, not a curated record